AUGGCCGUAUUUGUGUCUGGCUUAUGGCCAUCAGCCAUUCAUGGAUUGGCUUCUGCAUUUUUACUGUUUGUGCAUCGCUCAAUAUUCUGGAACAUCAAUGUCCUGUUUGAUGGACCCCUGUGGAUUACUUUUGUGGAGUGUGUGUUUACAGUCAUCGUGUGUUUCAUCCGCUUAAGAUCAAGUCACUUCUCUAUUAUUCAGUGUUUAAAACAGGGCAUAUCUGCCGGCGUCAAAGAACACUCUCUGGUUUUCAUUUAUUGCCAUCGAAAGUCGAGUGCUAGUGUGGUCGCCCUCUUGGGAGCUCUCCUGGUUGUCGUUGGCUACGUCGUCACGUUGAUUGAGGAGAAUCUGACGAAUUUGCUGAUCGCCGAAGGACUGGUUUUUGGUAUUUUCGCCGCUUUGUUUGCUGUUAUGUACUACCAAGAGGCAAGCCGUCUUGCGCCUGGAGCCAACUACGAAGUCCAUUUGAAGCAGGUCUAUUUGAAUAACGUUGUGUGCAGCUUUCUCACUUUUGUGGCCAUCAUCUUCACCGAGACCUCUGAGAUCAUGUUCCUUCCAUUUUCCCCUUACCUCGAAACCUUGGUCUUCUGGUUGCUGGUUUCAUUGAGCUGCAUCGCCUCGUCAAUUGUCGGUACGGUUGUCCUACGCGAGGUCACGACAUAUUCGACAUCACGACGGGAGUUGAUUGGCCUGGCCCGGUCCCUACUUCAGACCAUCCUAUCAGUGAUUAUAUUCCGUGUCUACACGACGGCCUUCUGGUGGGUGGGUGUGCUGCUCACAGCCACAGGAACGGCCAUCUAUUGGAAAGCCCACAUGACCAAUGUCACCGAGACAAGCACACCAACAGACGCGAGCACAAAGGACAGUCUGCCGCUGGUCGCCAACUUGGUCGACUGA
Molecule: messenger RNA, 897 nt
Organism: Mesocestoides corti
Lineage: Eukaryota; Metazoa; Platyhelminthes; Cestoda; Cyclophyllidea; Mesocestoididae
Source: the annotation of a GenBank genome assembly